AUGUCUGUCUACGCCGCCAUGCCUCAACAACAAGCGUACAUGUACGCUGUGCCUCAGCAGGCCGCUCCCAGACAAUACUCUACCCACGGCACCAGCAGCGCCUUUAGCUCCUCAGCUCUCCCCGACGAGGACUGGACCAAGAUUUCCGACUUGGCCGAGCGCCGCAGAAUCCAGAACCGCAUUGCUCAGCGCAACUACCGCAAGAAGCUCAAGCGCCGCCUGGAAGACCUCGAGCGUCGCGCUGGCUCUUCCGACGACGGCGAGACCGACAAGACCUCCGUCACCAGCCCCUCUAGCACAUCCAGCACAUCCAACAAGGUCACCAAGCGCACCUCUACCAGCAAGUCGCCGAAGGCCACCAAGGCCAGCACAACCGCUGUCAUCUCAAUCCCCACCAAGCCUGUUCACCAGUACUCGCCCUCCCUCGACGGCUCGGACGACUUUGUCUUUGCCGGCUCUUUCGACGACCGUGAGCGUGGCCCCUCACCACCCAUGUUCUCCUCGUAUACUCCCUACCCCUCCGAUGACCUGCUCCUCCAGCCCUACGGAGCUACGCAGCCAUACCCGACCAUCAGCACCGGCGAGCCCUACUCGACCAGCUACAUGACCUCAUCUCUUCCCGGCGCCCUGCCUGGAGCUACCCACUUCACCGAUCCCUUCAAGCGCGAGAGCUUCUCCGGUGACGACGGCCUCGGCAGCUACUUCAACUACUCGUUUGGCCCCUCUGCGCUCGACAUGAGCCACUACGGCGCUUCUCCCAACGCUCCCAACACACCUCCUCUGUCACACUCCUUUGAGUCCACAGCCUGCUCCGAGACGGGCUUCGAGUACCCGACCACCCCGCUUUCCAUGCCCGGCUCGCCCGGCAUGAUGGGUCCUCUCUCCCAGUAA
This is a messenger RNA of Cordyceps fumosorosea ARSEF 2679, 891 nucleotides long. RefSeq lists its product as hypothetical. Gene Ontology annotation, molecular function: DNA-binding transcription factor activity. Gene Ontology annotation, biological process: regulation of DNA-templated transcription. The coding region runs from base 1 to 891 and encodes 296 amino acids. The transcript is spliced from 3 exons. Lineage: Eukaryota; Fungi; Ascomycota; Sordariomycetes; Hypocreales; Cordycipitaceae. The record is from RefSeq and is a predicted model, not a curated record.